GUCACGUGACAGCAGUGUUUCUCACCCAACCCAGUCAGUCCGUCCUUCCCAGGCCGUGGAUCUAAAACACAGAACCAGGUAAACUCCAGUUAACCUGCACUACUGACUGGUGAAGUAGUUUGCCGUCCCUCUGUGGUCUCUCUAGUAACGAGAAGCGGAGAGGGGAGUAGUAACGUCAUUCAGAAAGUGCGCGCGCGUGUUCUCGUUGUGUUUUCCUUAUGUUAAUUUAAAGAACAAAUAUUAAUUUACCAACCGCGACCUGCACGGGAACGACUCACCAUCCGGGUCUUUUGUAACUUAUCUCAUACAGAAAGGUUACCUGCACACCUCAAAAUGAACAUUCUCUUGGAGUCUCUACGGCUGAUAUUUUUGACCAUCUACUACAAUCUGGAAGCCUUCCUAAAGUUCUUCAUCCCACAGAGGAAGAAAGAUGUAUCUGGAGAGAUUGUGCUCAUCACCGGGUCAGGCAGUGGGAUUGGCAGACUGAUGGCCCUUGAGUUUGCCCUACUGGACGUCUCACUGGUGCUGUGGGACAUUAAUGUGGACGGCUUGAAAGAAACUGCAGAACAGGUUAAAGAAAAAGGGGCAUCAAGGGUACAUUACUACCAGUGUGACUGCAGUGAUAGAGAAGCAGUAUAUCGAGUGGCAGAUCAGGUAAAAAGUGAAAUUGGUGAUGUCACCAUACUAAUAAACAAUGCUGGCAUUGUUAGUGGUAAGAAGUUCAUGGACACUCCUGAUGCACUUAUUGAGAAGACACUGAGAGUGAAUGCAAUGUCCCAUUUUUGGACAUAUAAAGCAUUUCUUCCUGCCAUGACAGACAAAAACCAUGGACAUCUGGUCAGUGUUGCAAGCUCUGCUGGCUUGAUAGGUGUCAAUGGAUUGGCAGAUUAUUGCGCAAGCAAGUUUGCUGCUGUAGGUUUUGCCGAGUCUGUGGCCCUUGAGCUGUUAUCAGCAGGGAAGGAUGGAAUCAAGACCACAAUUGUCUGCCCAUUCUUGAUCAACACAGGACUGUUUGAUGGAUGUGGGACAAAGUGGCCUCGACUGAUGCCGAUGUUGGAGCCUGACUAUGUUGCUAGGAGGAUUGUCAGUGCCAUUCUGACAGACCAAGUUUUUGUUUUACUGCCAAGGUCCUUAUACUUUUUAAUGGCUUUAAAAGGUAUCAUCCCAUACAAACAAUCGGUCAUCCUGGGUAUGUACUUCGGGGCCUUCAAUUUCAUGGACGCUUUCAAAGGACGGGAAAAGAAGAGAGACUAAUUCUAAUUUUGAUACUUCAAUGUCUUAUCAUGAUUUUUUUGUAACUACCUCUGCCAAAAAGUUAUUCCAGAGCCUCUUAAAAAUAAAUCAUAUUAAAAACUGUCCAAGUUUGAUUUACUUACUGGUUUUAUAUUGGGUAACACUUUAUUUCGAUGGGCCACUUGAGUAUUCGUAGACUGUCUGCUUAAUAUCUGUUGAUACUGCUCCUUCAAUAGACUUUUAACUGACUAUAAGAAACUUUGCAAGUACAUGCCAACUUACACUAACUCUAAUCCCAACCUAACAGUCUACUUAUAAUCUAAUGAGAAUUAGUUGCAAUGUAAUUUAAAUAAAAAAAACGUACCAUCAAAAUAAAGUGUGACCUUAUAUUGGUGAAAGAGGUAAUGAAAUAAUACUAGAUUGUUUUCAUAAACAUGGCUGUGACCUAAUUUGUGUGUCAUUUGAA
Molecule: messenger RNA, 1699 nt
Organism: Danio aesculapii
Lineage: Eukaryota; Metazoa; Chordata; Actinopteri; Cypriniformes; Danionidae
Gene: sdr16c5a
Product: short chain dehydrogenase/reductase family 16C, member 5a
Exons: 7
Coding region: 334-1254 (306 amino acids)
Cellular component (GO): lipid droplet
Molecular function (GO): oxidoreductase activity, acting on the CH-OH group of donors, NAD or NADP as acceptor
Source: RefSeq, a predicted model, not a curated record